Gorilla gorilla gorilla (western lowland gorilla) is the source of this 12765-nucleotide messenger RNA. RefSeq lists its product as uncharacterized. The transcript is spliced from 2 exons. The coding region runs from base 2873 to 6898 and encodes 1341 amino acids. Lineage: Eukaryota; Metazoa; Chordata; Mammalia; Primates; Hominidae. The record is from RefSeq and is a predicted model, not a curated record.
AUGCUGCCUACCAGAAAACAUGUCAGUUUCGUCUUUUGUUGUAUCAUCUGCAUAUCCUUUGAGACUGGCAAUGUUUGCUACCAUGGGAAAAUCAAAUGGGAUGGGAGUGUGUGUAUGGUGAACACAGUUUAAGCCCCUCAGGGUACACAGGAGUAAAUAAAGAAAACGUUUGUUAAGGGGGAAGGAACGUCAAGCAGCCGUCAUCAGAGAUUUUCUAGCCACCUGGGAUGCCCACUUUAGUGUCCUAUGUACACACUUGGCUUAUAUCCUUCACAGUGGAAAUUUUCUUGGUGUCUACCAGGAUGUGGCCUUCACCUGUGACCAUGAGGUCCAGCUGAGAGCAGCUCAGCUCGGUGCAGCCUUCUGUAGUGGGGAGAGACACAGUCAAAGAAAGAAACAUCCCAGUCGCCCAGCUCCAGUGUCAGCUUCAUGCAGUAGGCCAGCGACUGGAGCCAGAUGUGAGCUGAGCCCAAGCGGACGACCUCGACAGGAUCCCGGAAAGGGUCGUCUUCUUGAGCCACAGGGCCGUGAUCUCCAUCUAGAAAGCGCCGGUAAAGUUCGUGCAUUAGGAAUUUCCUGUUGAUGUACUUGGCUUUUGACCAUAUCCACACCUGGAAACACAGAGGUAGGUCACCAGUAUUUGAUUCAUCUGCUGCUCUCACAAUUCAUCACUCUGAUUUUCCCAGCACGCUCCCUUCCUUGACUGGGUUUGCGGUACUCAUGACCACAUCCCACUUUCUCCACACCUAGCUUUGCUGACAUCAAGAAUAUCGUAUUAAUUCCUGGACCUGUUACUUCCCCAUUGCUUGAGCCUAGGAAACGACUUAGAGGAGAUGAUGAAGGGGUUAGAAAACAGAUCCUCUCAGGGGAAAUGAAGGUUUGGGGCUUAUGGUGUCAGAAUGGUCCUCAAGGAUGCCCAUGUGCUAAUCCCCAGAACCUGUGAAUAUAUUACUUUGCAUGGCAAACGGAAAUUAAGGUUUGUCAUCAACUGACCUUAAAAUACGGAGAGUAGCCUGGAGUAUCCAGGUGGCCCCAAUGAAAUCACAAGGGUCUUCAAUAUGGCCGAGAGAGGCAGAAGAGAGGGUCAGAGAUAGGAUAAUGCCUGCGGGGUCAGAGAGAGGUUAUGUGGCGGCUUUGAAGAUGGAGGGAGGUGGCCUCUCAAAGCUGGAAGGGGCCAGGAAACAGAUACUCUCCCUCAGGCCCAGAAAGCAGUACCGCCCUGUCGACACCCUGCUUUUAGCCCAGUGAGACCCAAUUUGGACUUCUCAUGUGUAGAACGAUAAGGUAGUAAGUUUGGGUCAUUUAAUGAGCCUGGUCAUUCAUGAACAGCAGCCAUGGAAGAUGAUGCAGGGGUAGUUAGUCUGGAGAAGGGCUGAGAAGUGGCUCCCCCGCCAUGAUUGGAGUGCACACGGGCACACAUCCAGAAGCACAGGAGACACUCCCCACAGCCUUCCCAGCCCAGCAUGGCAGGCAUUCUGAGCUCCAUUCUGCAGAGACCCAAGCAGGCGUCCUUCCUUGUUCAGGGGUUCACACCCAGUGCACAGCAGAUCCAGGACAACAGCCUGCCGCUGUCUUCCUCCUCACUGGGUGAGGACAGGGCCUCUGUCAACACUGGCUCUGGAGAGGAGACAAACCUGAAGCCACAGGAGGAGGGAUUCCAGGUAGGUCUUGUUUAGACCAUAAAUAUCAGGAAAAACUAGCAACUCCUUUUCUGGGCAACUUGAAAAGCAAAAGCAAAAAUCAACAGACAAGUCAUUCUGUGUAUGAUGUCUCUUCAUAAAAAGGACAUUCUCAGGACUCUGAAAACAGAUUCCAUCUUUUUCUGUUGGCCUCAAAGUGAAGAACCAUAGUGCUCUCCUAGAGGCGGCACCACCAUUAAAUAAGAAUGUGGGGGGCUGGGCGUGGUGGCUCACGGCUGUAAUCCCAGCACUUUGGGAGGCCGAGGCGGGCGGAUCACGAGGUCAGGAGAUCGAGACCAGCCUGGCUAACAGUGAAACCCCAUCUCUACCAAAAAUACAAAAAAUUAGCCGGGAGUGCUGGCGGGCACCUGUAGUCCCAGCUACUUGGGAGGCUGAGGCAGGAGAACGCUUUAACCCAGGAGAUGGAGCUUGCGGGGAGCCAAGAUCGUGCCACUGCACUCCAGCCUGGGUGACAGAGCAAGACUCCAUCUCAAAAAAACAAAAAAAAUAUGGGGCAGCAGGGAACAACAGGAGUUCUAGUCAUUGUGGUUUUUCUGUUUGUGUUUUUCUUUUUAAGACAUGUGAUCUUGCUGUGUCACCCAGGCUGGAGUGCAGUGGCCCAAUCUUAGCUCACUGCAGCCUUGAACUCCUGGGCUCAGGCGGGCCUCCUGCUUCAGCCUCUGAGUAGCUGGACUGCAGGCGUGCGCCACUGCGCCGGCUUAUUCCGGUUUUUCUUAAAGACUUUAGGGAACUAAGAUCAUGGGAAUCUAAAUAAUAAAUGAAUUCACUGCCUCAUUACCUCUGGAUAUCAGACCACAGGCCUGGUGUCAGUUAAAAUUGCAUGUCAUCCUUGGCCUGAGGAGGAAACAGGUCGGCAAGGCUCCAGGAUAGGCUGCGAGCCCAUGCUGACUCCCGCCUGCUUCCACGUGGGCUCUGCAGGCCUGGCUCAGAGUUCCCUGGCAGGAUGUGCUGCUCACCAGAGCCAACAGCUGUUGGGUGAAUACUGCUGAAAGGUAACCGCAAGCUGGCAGCAUUUCCAGGUCAAAAAACCCUCCCCAAACCUCACACAGCCCUGGUUUGCUCAUGAGCUUGUCCAUGAUAUGUGACUCCCACCAGCUGCACAACACUGCGUCCUCCCUGAGAGCUGCAGCAGCAGUCACCGUCCACACGGUCAGCAGGGAGGAUAGGUAAACAUGUACAAGAUCAACCGCAAAGUAGCAUUCGUGUUUCUAGCUGGGACCCACAGCUGUCUAGUCUUCAGAAGUGCCUGUCUCACAUGCACUGCCGACAUCUACACACCGUGUCACAAGAGACCCUCGCACUACAGCCUUCCAGAAGCCUCCAUCUACACACCAUGUCACAAGAGACUCUCAGACUACAGCCUUCCAGACGCCUCCAUCUACACACCGUGUCACAAGAGACCCUCACACUACAGCCUUCCAGACGCCUCCAUCUACACACCAUGUCACAAGAGACCCCCAGACCACAGCCUUCCAGAAGCCUCCAUCUACACACCGUGUCACAAGAGACCCUCACACUACAGCCUUCCAGAAGCCUCCAUCUACACACUGUGUCACAAGAGACCCUCACACUACAGCCUUCCAGAAGCCUCCAUCUACACACCGUGUCACAAGAGACCCUCACACUACAGCCUUCCAGAAGCCUCCAUCUACACACCAUGUCACAAGAGACCCUCACACUACAGCCUUCCAGAAGCCUCCAUCUACACACCAUGUCACAAGAGACCCCCAGACCACAGCCUUCCAGACGUCUCCAUCUACACACCAUGUCACAAGAGACCCCCAGACCACAGCCUUCCAGAAGCCUCCAUCUACACACGCUGUCACAAGAAACCCUCAGACUACAGCCUUCCAGACGCCUCCAUCUACACACCGUGUCACAGGAGACCCUCAUACUGCAGCCUUCCAGAAGCCUCCAUCUACACACCAUGUCACAAGAGACCCUCACACUACAGCCUUCCAGAAGCCUCCAUCUACACACCAUGUCACAAGAGACCCCCAGACCACAGCCUUCCAGAAGCCUCCAUCUACACACCAUGUCACAAGAGACCCCCAGACCACAGCCUUCCAGACGCCUCCAUCUACACACCAUGUCACAAGAGACCCUCACACUACAGCCUUCCAGACGCCUCCAUCUACACACCAUGUCACAAGAGACCCCCAGACCACAGCCUUCCAGAAGCCUCCAUCUACACACCGUGUCACAAGAGACCCUCACACUACAGCCUUCCAGAAGCCUCCAUCUACACACCGUGUCACAAGAGACCCUCACACUACAGCCUUCCAGAAGCCUCCAUCUACACACCAUGUCACAAGAGACCCCCAGACCACAGCCUUCCAGACGUCUCCAUCUACACACCGUGUCACAGGAGACCCUCAGACUACAGCCUUCCAGACGUCUCCAUCUACACACCAUGUCACAGGAGACCCCCAGACCACAGCCUUCCAGAAGCCUCCAUCUACACACCAUGUCACAAGAGACCCCCAGACCACAGCCUUCCAGACGUCUCCAUCUACACACCAUGUCACAAGAGACCCCCAGACCACAGCCUUCCAGACGUCUCCAUCUACACACCAUGUCACAAGAGACCCCCAGACCACAGCCUUCCAGAAGCCUCUAUCUACACACCAUGUCACAAGAGACCCUCACACUACAGCCUUCCAGAAGCCUCCAUCUACACACCGUGUCACAGGAGACCCUCAUACUGCAGCCUUCCAGAAGCCUCCAUCUACACACCAUGUCACAAGAGACCCCCAGACCACAGCCUUCCAGACGUCUCCAUCUGCACACGCUGUCACAAGAAACCCUCAGACUACAGCCUUCCAGACGCCUCCAUCUACACACCAUGUCACAGGAGACCCUCAUACUGCAGCCUUCCAGAAGCCUCCAUCUACACACCAUGUCACAGGAGACCCCCAGACCACAGCCUUCCAGAUGCCUCCAUCUACACACCAUGUCACAAGAGACCCCCAGACCACAGCCUUCCAGAAGCCUCUAUCUACACACCAUGUCACAAGAGACCCUCACACUACAGCCUUCCAGAAGCCUCCAUCUACACACCGUGUCACAAGAGACCCCCAGACCACAGCCUUCCAGAAGCCUCCAUCUACACACCAUGUCACAAGAGACCCUCACACUACAGCCUUCCAGAAGCCUCCAUCUACACACCAUGUCACAAGAGACCCCCAGACUACAGCCUUCCAGAUGCCUCCAUCUACACACCAUGUCACAAGAGACCCUCACACUACAGCCUUCCAGAAGCCUCCAUCUACACACAUUGUCACAAGAGACCCCCAGACCACAGCCUUCCAGAAGCCUCUAUCUACACACCAUGUCACAAGAGACCCUCACACUACAGCCUUCCAGAAGCCUCCAUCUACACACCGUGUCACAAGAGACCCCCAGACCACAGCCUUCCAGAAGCCUCCAUCUACACACCAUGUCACAAGAGACCCUCACACUACAGCCUUCCAGAAGCCUCCAUCUACACACCAUGUCACAAGAGACCCUCACACUACAGCCUUCCAGAAGCCUCCAUCUACACACCAUGUCACAAGAGACCCCCAGACCACAGCCUUCCAGACGUCUCCAUCUACACACGCUGUCACAAGAAACCCUCAGACUACAGCCUUCCAGACGCCUCCAUCUACACACCAUGUCACAAGAGACCCCCAGACCACAGCCUUCCAGAAGCCUCUAUCUACACACCAUGUCACAAGAGACCCUCACACUACAGCCUUCCAGAAGCCUCCAUCUACACACCGUGUCACAAGAGACCCCCAGACCACAGCCUUCCAGAAGCCUCCAUCUACACACCAUGUCACAAGAGACCCUCACACUACAGCCUUCCAGAAGCCUCCAUCUACACACCAUGUCACAAGAGACCCUCACACUACAGCCUUCCAGAAGCCUCCAUCUACACACCAUGUCACAAGAGACCCUCACACUACAGCCUUCCAGACGCCUCCAUCUACACACCAUGUCACAAGAGACCCCCAGACCACAGCCUUCCAGAAGCCUCCAUCUACACACCGUGUCACAAGAGACCCCCAGACCACAGCCUUCCAGAAGCCUCCAGCCACACACCAUGUCACGAGACCCUCAGACUACAACCUUCCAGAAGCCUCCAUCUACAUACCAUGUCACAGGAGACCCUCAGGCUGCAGCCUUCCAGAAGCCUCCAUCUACACACCGUGUCACAAGAGACCCCCAGACCACAGCCUUCCAGAAGCCUCCAUCUACAUACCAUGUCACAGGAGACCCUCAGGCUGCAGCCUUCCAGAUGCCUCCAUCUACACACCAUGUCACAAGAGACCCUCACACUACAGCCUUCCAGAAGCCUCCAUCUACACACAUUGUCACAAGAGACCCCCAGACCACAGCCUUCCAGAAGCCUCUAUCUACACACCAUGUCACAAGAGACCCUCACACUACAGCCUUCCAGAAGCCUCCAUCUACACACCGUGUCACAAGAGACCCCCAGACCACAGCCUUCCAGAAGCCUCCAUCUACACACCAUGUCACAAGAGACCCUCACACUACAGCCUUCCAGAAGCCUCCAUCUACACACCGUGUCACAAGAGACCCCCAGACCACAGCCUUCCAGAAGCCUCCAUCUACACACCAUGUCACAAGAGACCCCCAGACCACAGCCUUCCAGAAGCCUCCAUCUACACACCAUUUCACAAGAGACCCUCACACUACAGCCUUCCAGACGCCUCCAUCUACACACCAUGUCACAAGAGACCCCCAGACCACAGCCUUCCAGAUGCCUCCAUCUACACACCAUGUCACAGGAGGCCCUCAGGCUGCAGCCUUCCAGAAGCCUCCAUCUACACACCGUGUCACAAGAGACCCCCAGACCACAGCCUUCCAGAAGCCUCCAUCUACACACCAUGUCACAAGAGACCCCCAGACCACAGCCUUCCAGAAGCCUCCAUCUACACACCAUGUCACAAGAGACCCUCACACUACAGCCUUCCAGACGCCUCCAUCUACACACCAUGUCACAAGAGACCCCCAGACCACAGCCUUCAAGAUGCCUCCAUCUACACACCAUGUCACAGGAGACCCUCAGGCUGCAGCCUUCCAGAAGCCUCCAUCUACACACCGUGUCACAAGAGACCCUCAGACCACAGCCUUCCAGAAGCCUCCUGAGGAAAGCAGGGCUUCAUCUGAAGACAGGUCACUGGCACUAAGCUUGUUUUUUUGAGACAGGGUCUCUGUCGCCCAGGCUGGAGAAUAGUGGUGUGAUCACGGCUCACUGUAGCCUCGACCUCCUUAGGCUCAGGUGAUUCUCCUACCUCAGCCUCCCCAGUAGCGGGGACUACAGGUGCUCACCACCAUACUCAGCUAAUUUUGUAUUUUUUGUAGAGACAGGGUUUCACCAUGUUGCCCAAGCUGGUCUCGAACUCCUGAGCUCAAGCCAUCCACCCACCUUGGCCUCCCCAAAUCCUGGGAUUACAGAUGUGAACUACCGUGCUGGGCCUAAUCUUACUUGUUUUAAUGUAAAAAUGGACAGUCUUGAGGAUGACAGAUUGAUAAGAUUCAUAUCUUCAUGAGAAAAAAAAUAGAAAAGAAAAACAAACUGUACGACCCCCUUAAAAGAGAACCUGGUGUGUUUAAGCGGAAGCAGUCCUAUCAGACAGCUACCUGUCCCAGUGACCGGAUGCUGGGCUGAAGGAAAAUGAGGGCAUGAAUCCAGGCCCUCAGCCCUCCCAUACAAUUCUCCCAAUGAUAAGUGUGAGAACACCGUCUCCUGUUCUGUUUCUGGUAAUGACAGGCAGGUGCUCAUGAGUGCCUUCGUGUGCACUCAGUAACCCUUCUGUUAGCAACAGUUUAAAAGGCUAUUUUUCGAACUACCUUAGACUAUAAUACAAAAUAGAAUAGCAUGGAAAAUGGUUUUUUAGAAUUAACAAAUUUUCUUAAAACAAGGUCUGACAAGACAGGAAACUGCCAAGCCGAAUUCUAGGGGAAAGCCUGGCCCGAAAGAGGCACGUGGAAUAUCGGGGCACCAGAGCCACUUUGCCCCAGUGGCCUUUGCUGGAAAAAACAGAAAAAUGCAAAGUACAGACACACUGAGGGGUCCCCUCCAAAGGCCUCACGGAACAUGGCGGAGAAGUCCAGGCUGACUCCCCAGGGUGAGGGUCUCACAGGAGACCCUGUCUGCAUCACACAGACCUGCAGGAAAGGGGCCGGUCUCUGAGGAGCUGGGCUCCAGGAGGAUCCUUGCUUGGUUUCCUCCCUGGGGCAGCAUCUUGGCAGCCCCAGCACCUGGAGGCCAAACCCCGUGGACGGGGUGGUGGGUGCAGUGCACAGGUGCUGACCACAUGGGACGCACACACAUGCUUAUAGUCUUAGCUCAUUUCACAAUUUUUAAAAGCUUUACAAAAAUCGGUCUCGGCCCAGAACAUUUUGGCAAUUUUCGGGCGAUGAGCAGAUGAGCAGAAAAGUGAAACUCAGAGAAGCUUCAAUUGCUGAGCAGGGAGGGAGCAGCCUGGGGUGGGGGCCGGAGGCGCAGUCUCGAAAGGCAACGGGUGAGUGUGCUGGAGCCGGAAGCCUGAGGGCUGCUCCUCCAGGGGCCUGAUACGCACAAGGGGUGCUGCAAGAUGGGCCUGCAUUUCUGUUUCCUCCUUUGGAGGCAGAGGGAGAGGAAACAGGGUCUUAAGUUUCUAAAAUGGAACUUCCUGAUAGUAAGGUCCAGCCAGUGGAGUUGGUGAAACAGCCUUUUCUGGAGUCCCUAGGAGGAUGGCUUUUCUCACUGCUGCAGAAGGGCAGUCUGUGUUCUCACGGGCACAUGUACACACACACACUUGCACACACACACACACACGCACAUACGUGCAUGGACAGACACCACUACCACUUGCAUAAAUUCCCAGGCUCCCUUCUGGUACAAAAGCCUUUGAGUCAUACUCAGCAUGAACAGAUGCUCAGUGCAGGCUAGGUUAGGAACGCUCCCAGGAGCUGGUGCUGGGAGGGAGGGUCCAGGACAGGGAAUGGCUGGUGCUGCGAGGGAGGACCCAGGACGGGGAACGGGAGAGUGGAUCCCCCUGUUCCCCAGAGCUCCAGCUCAUACUUGGAAUAUGUUUUGCCCUUGACUGGGUCUCCGGAGGCUGCAGCUGGUAAAGAUAACUUGUGUCCCCAUGGAUCCUCACCUCCUGAAUCCUGUCCCCGUGGAUCCUCACCCCCUGAAUCCUGUCCCCGUGGAUCCUCACCCCCUGGGUCCCGUCCCCGUGGAUCCUCACCUCCUGGGUCCCGUCCCCGUGGAUCCUCACCUCCUGGGUCCCGUCCCCGUGGAUCCUCACCUCCUGGGUCCCGUCCCCGUGGAUCCUCACCUCCUGGGUCCCGUCCCCGUGGAUCCUCACCUCCUGGGUCCCGUCCCCAUGGGGCCUCACCUCCUGAGUCCCGUCCCCGUGGAUCCUCACUUCCUGGGUCCCAUCCCUGUGGAUCCUCACCUCCUGGGUCCCAUCCCUGUGGAUCCUCACUUCCUGAGUCCUGUCCCUGUGCGGCUUCACCUCCUGAGUCCCGUCCCCGGGGAUCCUCACCUCCUGAGUCCCGUCCCCGUGCGGCUUCACCUCCUGAGUCCCAUCCUCGUGGAUCCUCACUUCCUGAGUCCCAUCCCCGUGGAUCUUCACCUCCUGGGUCCCGUCCCCGUGGAUCCUCACCUCCUGAGUCCCAUCCCUGUGCAGCUUCACUUCCUGGGUCCCGUCCCCAUGGAUCCUCACCUCCUGAGUCCUGUCCCCGUGGGGCCUCACCUCCUGAGUCCCGUCCCUGUGGAUCCUCACCUCCUGAGUCCUGUCUCCGUGGAUCCUCACUUCCAGAGUCCCGUCCCCGUGGAUCCUCACCUCCUGAGUCCCAUCCCUGUGCAGCUUCACUUCCUGGGUCCUGUCCCCAUGGAUCCUCACCUCCUGGGUCCCGUCCCCGUGGAUCCUUACCUCCUGAGUCCCGUCCCCAAGAUCCUCACCUCCUGAGUCCUGUCCCCAUGGGGCCUCAUCUCCUGAGUCCCGUCCCCAUGGAUCCUCACCUCCUGAGUCCCGUCUCCGUGGAUCCUCACUUCCUAAGUCCCGUCCCCGUGGAUCCUCACCUCCUGAGUCCCGUCCCUGUAGGGCCUCACCUCCUGAGUCCCGUCCCUGUGGAUCCUCACCUCCUGAGUCCCGUCCCCGUGGAUCCUCACCUCCUGAGUCCCGUCCCCGUGGAGUCUCACCUCCUGGGUCCCGUCCCCGUGGAUCCUUACCUCCUGAGUCCUGUCCCCAUGGGGCCUCAUCUCCUGAGUCCCGUCCCCAUGGAUCCUCACCUCCUGAGUCCUGUCUCCGUGGAUCCUCACUUCCUGAGUCCCGUCCCCGUGGAUCCUCACCUCCUGAGUCCCAUCCCUGUGCAGCUUCACUUCCUGGGUCCCGUCCCCAUGGAUCCUCACCUGGGUCCCGUCCCCAUGGAUCCUCACCUCCUGAGUCCCGUCCCCGUGGAUCCUCACCUCCUGAGUCCCGUCCCUGUAGGGCCUCACCUCCUGAGUCCCGUCCCCGUGGAUCCUCACCUCCUGAGUCCCGUCUCCGUGGAUCCUCACUUCCUGAGUCCCGUCCCCGUGGAUCCUCACCUCCUGAGUCCCGUCCCUGUAGGGCCUCACCUCCUGAGUCCCGUCCCCGUGGAUCCUCACCUCCUGAGUCCCAUCCCUGUGGAUCCUCACCUCCUGAGUCCCGUCCCUGUGGAGUCUCACCUCCUGGGUCCCGUCCCCGUGGAUCCUUACCUCCUGAGUCCCGUCCCCAAGAUCCUCACCUCCUGAGUCCUGUCCCCAUGGGGCCUCACCUCCUGAGUCCCGUCCCUGUAGGGCCUCACCUCCUGAGUCCCGUCCCCGUGGAUCCUCACCUCCUGAGUCCCGUCCCUGUGGAUCCUCACCUCCUGAGUCCCAUCCCUGUGCAGCUUCACUUCCUGGGUCCCGUCCCCAUGGAUCCUCACCUCCUGGGUCCCGUCCCCAUGGAUCCUCACCUCCUGGGUCCCGUCCCCAUGGAUCCUUACCUCCUGAGUCCCGUCCCCAAGAUCCUCACCUCCUGAGUCCUGUCCCCAUGGGGCCUCAUCUCCUGAGUCCUGUCCCCAUGGAUCCUCACCUCCUGAGUCCCGUCUCCGUGGAUCCUCACUUCCUGAGUCCCGUCCCCGUGGAUCCUCACCUCCUGAGUCCCAUCCCUGUGUGGCCACACCUCGUGAGACCCGUGGUGGGUCACCUUCACCAAGACCUCAUUCUGUAGGUCAUAGCCCCUGGAAUCUGACGAUGCCAAAUUUUUCACCUUCAAUUCCAUGUUAAGUCCCUGGUAAAAGAAACACUUCUCACUAAAUAAUCGUACAUUCGGCUGGGCACAGUCCCUCAUGCCUAUAAUCCCAGCACUUUGGGAGGCUGAGGCGAGUGGAUCGCUUGAGCCCAGGAGUUCAAGACCAGCCUGGGGAACAUAGCAAAACCCCAUCUCUACUAAAAAUACAAAAAUUAGCCGGGCAUGGAAGUGCACACCUGUAAUCCCAGCUACUUGGGAGGCAGAGGUGGGAGGAUCACUUGAACCCGGGAAGUGGAGGUUGCAGUAAACCAUGAUUGCACCACUGCACUCCAGCCUGGGCGGCAGAUUGAGACCCUGUCAAAAAGAAAAAAAAAUCCUACAUUCACAGCUCAUACCACCUUUGCAAUUUAUUUUUCAUUCUCCCACCCUCGGGCUUCCUAAAUGAUGAAUGAAUAAGACUUUCUCUAAGAUGUCCCACUCUUGCCCCUUGGAUUUCCCACUAAGAGGAAAGACAGAGCACCAGAUUUUCUCCAUUAUAUCCUGGAACUAACACUUGGAGUCCCUACCAAAUUGAUUAAAUCUCUUAAAAGGUUCCGGCCGAUGGGAGCUCACGUCUCCAGGGAGCUGUCCCCAGCCCAGGUGGUCUCUGUGGCACAGCAGCCAUCAGAGUGCCUAGACCUGGAGAGGCCCCAGGACCAUCUGGGAGGGCCUGCUCAUGGCCAGCAAGAGUUGGUCUGGGAUCCCGGUGGCCCUGGUAGGCUGUUGGUGAAAGGAAUGGUACUCGGGCCUGGGCUGGGCAGUCUGGCUUCUGUUGCUAGUUCCCUGAGAGUCCCUGGGAACGCACCCCUGCCCCACAAGGCCUUGAGGUCCUUUCUGCACCUGGCACACAAGCUCCUGGCUCCAGCUAACUUACCUGCUUCAGCUCUUCACUCAUUUGAUUUGCUUCUGAACCAGCGGCAUCAGUUUGAUGUAGUCCUGGAACGCAGCCAGGACACUGGGGCCUGCCUUGCCGUCUCCACCGUCCGCAGCACCUGGCAACAAUCACAGUGGAGGCGAAAGUCAGUCACUUGUUCCGCCAUGAAGAAUUUUUUUUUUUUUUUUCGAAAUAGAGUUUCACUCUUGUUGCCCAGGCUGGAGUGCAGUGGCGCCAUCUCGGCUCGCUGCAACCUCUGCCUCCCGAGUUAAAGCAAUUCUCCUGCCUCAGCCUCCCGAGUAGCUGGGAUUACAGAUGCGCACUACCACACCCGGCUAAUUUUUGUAUUUUUAGUAGAGAUGGGGUUUCACUAUGUUGGCCAGGCUGGUCUCAAACUCCUGACCUCAGGUGAUCUGCCCACCUUGGCCUCCAAAAGUGCUGGAAUUACAGGCGUACAGGCAUGAGCCACUAUGCCAAGCCCUUUUUCUUUUUCUUUUUUUUAGACAGCCGUCUUGCUCUGUCGUCCAGGCUAGCGUUCAGUGGCAUGAUCUCUGCUCAUUGCAGCCUCCACCUCCCGGACUCAAGCAAUCCUCCCAUCUCAGCCUGCUGAGUACCUGGGACUACAGGUGCAAGCCACCAUGCCUGGCUAAUUUUUAAAAUAUUUUGUAGAGAUGAGGUCUCACUUUGUUUCCCAGGCUGGUCUUGAACUCCCGGGUUCAAGCGAUCCUCCUGCCUUGGCCUCUCAAAGUGCUAGGAUUACAGGCAUGAGACACCACGCCCAGCCGCCAUGAAUAAAUGUGUAUGCUUAUUCAUUCAUUCGUUCAGCUGUUCAUCAAAUAUCUACAUUUUAAAAUUACAAGCAUGUAAUUUUAAAAAAAAGGAAAAUGACACU